ACACAUUUCAGUUUAACUCGAUGGUGAACAGAUUUCUUUGAAGACCAUUCAAAUAUUUACUUUUCUCAUUUAACUUUCUACUCUCCUAAAGUUGUUUGUCUGUGUUUUAUAAAGGUCUCACUGUGAAUUACAAAUGGAGCCAGAAGCUGAAGACCCAGAUAAUGACAACUUGGUGCCCUGGUCAGGUUCAGAUGGUUCCCAGGAACUUUGUGUUUCUGAAUCAUUGGCGGAGUCGUGCAAUGAAGACGAUGUGAGCGGGUCAGAGUAUCCCUUGGACGCGCGGCCCCCUCAUGUCUUCGGGCCUGAACCUGAGUCUGCAGAGCACCUUCAGCCACAGGGCUGGGUAUCUGCCGGUGAGCAGCAGUCGCCACCCGAUGAGAGCGGAAGUGAAGAGGAUGUAUUGUACCAGGAAGAGGACGAGGUCUACCUUAGUGAGUCCAGAGGGUCUGUUACAGAGUCCCCCCACCGCCCGAGCUCCCCAUCACUGUCCCCUCAGGCACAGCGCCAUGACUCCAAGCCGCCCGCCGGCCGAGCAUCACAGCCGCAUUCCCCGUCCUCCUCCUCCCUCGGCGGUGCCGCUGACAUGACCCUGGCCUUGACCCUGACCACGCAGCAGCCGGUGGGAGCCAGUACGAGGCAGCGCACAGGGACUGGGAACAGGAGGGAUCAGUCUUCAGAGGAAGGAGGGAGCAGCGAAGCGCCUCCUGCUUCUGUCUUCUUUGGAAUCUCCGAUGAGGGUGCUGAGCAGGCAGAGAGGUGGAACUCAGGCUCUGACACAGAUCUGUGCAGACCUGACCGGCACGGGAGGAGGCUCACACGGCUUGGACAUAGUGAGAGUCAGUCAGAAAGACACGUCAAGGAGACCAAAUCUAAAUGUAAGAGAAUUGCUCUGCUUCUAACUGAAGCGCCCAACCCUCAAAACAAGGGAGCCCUGCUGUUCAAGAAGCGACGGCAGAGGGUCGAGAAGUACACGCUUGUCAGUUACGGGACUGGAGACAUCAAGUUCGACAGAGAAGACCAAAUAGAGGAGGACACCGAAGAGGUCAAGUCUGCCGCUUAUAACUUUGUGACAACAAGCGAUUCUGAGUACGAGGAAGAGUAUUCUGUUCUUCAGCAGCGGCAUCAUUUAAGUCUGAAUUGGCAAGGUGUUGGAGAAAUGGAAGAGCUGCCAGAGACGAAGGGGAAGGGAGUUUUGAUGUUUGCCCAACGUCGCAAACGAAUGGACGAACUGGUGUCAGAGCACGAAGAGCGGAUGAGUAAAGGAUCGCCUGUGGAGCUACUAACAGAACCUGAGUGUGCAGAACCGCAGGACCUUUACGACGCUACGGGAACGUAUGGUGAUCAGGCCGACUACAUGGAUGAGAGGUUCAAGCAACACCUAGAAUACCAGGAAAAUAUUCAGCAAAUGAACCACCCGUCCAACGUGCCAAAAGCACUGGUGCCAAACAGAACUGCAAAGCCCUUUCUUGGGUUUCAAGAUGGCGCGUCUCCUGUUCUGCAGAGCGGCACUGCUCCAGCGACAAAGAAGCAUGAAACAAGAUUCAAGGUUCCAGUUCCUAUUAACAGCAACCCACAGGUGUGGUCCCCAACUGGAGACAUCAUAGCCUCCAGGCACGAGCGGAUAUCUGUGCCAGCUAUUAAGACCGGUAUCCUACCAGAGUCCAAGCGGAAAUCCUCUAAGCCAUCAAUGCCCACGUCGAAAUCAGAUCUUCAGCUUCAAGGAAAAGGGGAAAGGAGGUCUUAUAUUGAGUCAGAGGAAGACUGCUUUAGUCUCGGGGCUGAGGCUUGUAACUUUAUGCAACCGAGAUCAGUAAAGCUCAAGAAUCCACCUCCUGUCGCCCCAAAACCCACGAUCAACCCAGCGUGCCCGCCCUGGUUGAGCAGGAGUCCCCCCAACGAGACAUAUGUUCUACCGCAAAGUCCGGUUUCGCCACCUUCCCACAGUUCUGCGGGGCCUCAAGGUCAGCUUUACUUACAACAGCAAGACUGGGUCCAGCCUCAACAGGUGGCCAACCGCUGGGCACCAGAUCAAGCGCAGGCAAGACUUCAAACGCCUCCCAGUGCCUGGGCGCAAGCCGGCGCCCCUCCUCAGCGUCAUCUCCAGCCGACCACAAAUAGCUGGAGCCAACUGCCCCGAUCCCCCGUGAGUAUGCAGGCCCGCAGUCCUACCCACAGCCCACACCCCCCACCUGUAGCCCCGAGGAGUAGGUCAGACAGUGCUCCCAACUCGGUCGCGUCUUGCCCACCACACGCAUCGAAGGCGCCGCCGGUUCUUCCAAAGGCCCGGUCCACAGGCAAAGGUGUUAAUGGUGCCGGUGAUGGUCCAACUAUGUCAGGGAAAGGUGCGCAGUUGUUUGCCAAAAGACAGUCCCGCAUGGAGAAGUUUGUGGUGGAUGCUGAGAAGGUGCAAGCUAACAAGCCGAGGUCCUCGUCCCCCUCCGCGUCCCUCCCCAACUCCUGGAGGUAUUCGUCUAACGUUCGUGCCCCUCCCCCUUUAUCGUACAACCCUCUUCUCUCCCCUUUCUACCCUCCAUCAGCAACCAAGCAAGCCCCUCCGGCAAGUCCUCAAAUCAAACCUAAGACCAAAGAAAAGCCCAAAGCAAAACACCUAAACUCCCUAGAUAUAAUGAAGCAUCAGCCUUAUCAGCUGGAUUCGUCGCUUUUUAAGUAUGAUGCAGUCCCAGAGGCCAAAAGCCCCAAACCAGCUCCAGCCUCAAAGUUUGAGCUCACUAAAGGCCUCAAACACAGAUCUGCCUCUCAUUCUGCUCAUAAUAAUGCCUCUGAGCACGGCGUUCACGUCAAGGCAGAGGCCCCUGCUAAGUCUCCCGCGCCGGGAUUUGGCAGAAGCCGCUCCCUGAGCCUCCCCAGGCGGCCCAGUUCUGUGGCGUCCCCGGGCCUUCUGUCCCCUCUGAGCACACCAGGGGCCCUGCCGCCGUUUGCUCCCACUCAGAGGCAGGCGCACAAGCCGCUGUCGCCGUGGGAGGCGGCAUCCAGGAGCCCCAUCGGAUCAGUGGACGAGGCCUUUGUGUUUCAGGGCCUCCCGUCGCCCGCCGCCUCCGGCGUCAGACCCGCUGGGCUCAGCAGGUCUCUGCCGGAGCCUCCGGAGGAGUGGAAGCGCAGGGUUUCCCUCGAGCCCCCAGCUGUCGGCAACUACAACGCGGCACCAGGUUUUCAGAGGAGGACUUUUUCACCUGGGAAGCCGGCCUCCACUGGGCCUCCCUUCAGGCCUGCCCAGCCUCUGGGCCCUGCCAGUAGGCCCAGGGCUGGAUUCAGUCCAGUCAAGUACUCUCCCCUCUACAGUGCAGUCCAGUACCAGUAAGACAAGGUCAGACAUGCAUCUGACCAAGGGAAGCAUCACUGACUGCUUCUGUCUGUCCAUGAGAGCUAAAUCUUAGGAUUAUUAUCAUCAUUAUUAUUAGACCUCAAAGUUGCUGUUUUAGAUAUUUGAUACGUGUGGUAAUUCUGUUUGAAGAGCACAAAACCUACUGUACAUGUUGUGUAUUGCUACUGAAAAUAUUACCCUGCCGAGCACCGCUGCAGCAGAAACCACACUAAAUGAAUGAAAUGAUAAGAAAUGAGCACAAAAUUACUGUAGGCUUUGUUUUGUGAGUUACGGUGACUGUGACGUAUAUGAAAGAAAGUUACAAGAGCAAUAAUUUCUAUAUUAGGUAGAGUGAUAUCAGUUUAUUGAAAAAGUGAACUAAUGAAUGGAUGAAAAAAGUUUUAAAUUAGUGGUUCUCAACUGGUCACCAUCACCACCACCAUCAUCCCUUAAUGGCGAGGACCAAUACUGCAUUAUUAAAUGCCAGUUAGCAUUACAGGGCAUAAUCGCUACCUACUGUAGAGGAGUGUGAAUAGACAAAACAUUUGAAAAAAAAAACCAACUCACUGCAAACGGAUUCAUAACUCACUUUUGGGUCGCAACACACCAGUUGAAAAUCACUGUUUUAAAUAUUUGGUGAGAAAUAAGGUGCAAACAAAACUGUGUGACUUUUAAAUAAUUUGUCUUCAGCUUCACUCAAGUUUCAGUUUUGGGUUUAUGUUAUAAAAGCUGUGUGUUGUUGCUGUGACAGUGUUAGAUUAGAUUAGAAUUUUAGAGUUUUUAGGAAAAGAAGAAAUCGAUUGUCAAAGUUGGAACAAGUCAUCAGCUUUCUCAGUUAUGACAUGAAGAUGGCAUUUCAAAAAGGUAGGUUUGUAGCUGUUAUUCAUCCAUUUCAGAGGUACUGUAGGUGUUACAUACACACAUUCAUGGUGGAAGCAGAUCAAAUGAAAAUUGUUUAAUUUAGAUAUUCAAACCUGUGUUUAGCAUUUUACUGAUGUUUGAACAUCAACACAAACUGAAAAAUUAUACGACAAUAAAAUGCUUCA
Betta splendens (Siamese fighting fish) is the source of this 4368-nucleotide messenger RNA. RefSeq names its product synaptopodin 2b (gene synpo2b). Gene Ontology annotation, cellular component: Z disc; nucleus; actin cytoskeleton. The transcript is spliced from 3 exons. Gene Ontology annotation, molecular function: actin binding. NCBI's taxonomy places the organism in Eukaryota, Metazoa, Chordata, Actinopteri, Anabantiformes, Osphronemidae. The record is from RefSeq and is a predicted model, not a curated record. Gene Ontology annotation, biological process: positive regulation of actin filament bundle assembly. The coding region runs from base 134 to 3319 and encodes 1061 amino acids.